This is a messenger RNA of Cetraspora pellucida, 163 nucleotides long. The record is from the annotation of a GenBank genome assembly. Lineage: Eukaryota; Fungi; Glomeromycota; Glomeromycetes; Diversisporales; Gigasporaceae.
AUGUUUAAUGAAAAUUUUCCUCAACCGAUAGAUAUUGAUAUAGACGAUAUUCUUAAAACUAAUAAAAAAGAUGAAGAUUAUAAAAAAACUUGUCAAGAUUUAUCAUACUUCUUAGGAUGUUGUCUUUCUGAUGAUAUAAAAGAUGAAAAAAUUGCUUUUUAUU